Messenger RNA from Patiria miniata (bat star), 4458 nucleotides. RefSeq lists its product as uncharacterized. Gene Ontology annotation, molecular function: oxidoreductase activity. The record is from RefSeq and is a predicted model, not a curated record. Bases 755 to 3091 code for a protein of 778 amino acids. NCBI's taxonomy places the organism in Eukaryota, Metazoa, Echinodermata, Asteroidea, Valvatida, Asterinidae. The transcript is spliced from 2 exons.
UAAUGGGGAUCGGGUUGGCCUAGCGGUACUUCCCUCGCCUUCCACCGCUGUGACCUAGGUUCCAAUCCCAUCUUGGCCAAUAUGUGGAAUAGUUUUCUGCCCCAGCAUGAUUCCGUGGAUGUUCUCUAUAAUUCUUUUGUUUUUCCUCCCACCACCAAAACUGUAAUUUCCUUCCACAUCUUCUACCAAGGAACCCACUGAAAAUAAGUCGAAAGACUUUCGCGGGCCAUCCCGGCCAAUUGCCGGAUAAUCAUAAACAAACAAACAAACAAACAACGACACACACUGACUGAAAAUGGUUCUAGUCUUUCUGUACUCUGGCCAUCUCAGCCUAAAGGAUAGCCAAUCGUAACGGCAGCCUGGUUCACCGCGGUGGUGGGAUGAGCUACCUAAGGCUUGCUCUUUAGAACUAACCAGAGAGUAGUUUUGUUAUCGUGCUCAUUCAGGCAUUCAAUCACUGGCAGCCUACCCGCCAAGGAUGAACAUUUCAAUAGCGAUGAACGGACAAGGAAAAAGAAUCUAUUGAUAAGCAAAUGUACCAGUCGUAUGCUGCCUUUCUAGAUUUGUAAGGUAGAACCGACCACAAGCUCCAACGUAUGUAGUGGGCGAGUGUUUCGAUUCGGUUCUGUGAUGUAUAAAGAUCUGGUGUCGGAUUAAUCAGUGUUUCGCAUUUCAGAUUCUUGUUUACAUUUAUCUGUCACCACAGAGGAAACUUUAAGAUUGAUUAGUAGAUAUUAUUUAGGAAAUACUCGGCAUGGCAGGCAGGUUUAAUCGUGUGUUCGUCUCCCUAACGUCAGUGAUGGCAGUUUUGUUGUUCGUGUCGAUCGUGAUUUGGAAUAUGGACGGCAGGAUGCUCCCUGGAAGAGGAGAUGUGGAACACGACAUGAUGAUCAGGCAACUUCCGAAAUCGGUGGAUGGAACCAUCUUGAAAGCGGAAGACUGGCCUACUUCGUCUAAAGACACCCAUGCACGCAACAAGGAACCAAGGAAACACAGAAUCGUCAUCAUUGGCUCCGGACCAACCGCUCUGGGCGCUGCUAAACGACUCUACGAUCUCGGGCAAGGCAAAGACAACAGCGUGAUCACCAUCCUGGAAGAGCUAGGUAGACCAGGAGGCCUUGCUUCUUCUACCAGGGAUGAUAAAGGUUUUCUCUGGGACGUCGGAGUUCACGUCGUCUUCUCCCACUACACCUACUUCGAUCGAGUUCUGAACACGGCAGUACCCGAGUGGAACUACCGGCGCAGGGCGUCAUUUGCCUUCAUGAAAGGAUCAGAUCAGAACAGGAGAUUCAUACCGUAUCCAGUUCAGAACAACAUCCACGUCAUGGAUAAAAUAGAUCAGAGGAGAUGCAUCAGAGGAUUAGAGGAGAUUACCAAAAAUCCCAUAAACCGUAACCCCACAAAUUUUGACGAGUGGCUGGUACAAAACUUUGGAGAGGGUCUGGCUGACGUCUUCAUGAGGAAAUACAACCGGAAAAUCUGGACGGUCGACACCAACGAAAUGAACUCGGCCUGGGUUGGCGAGAGGGUUGCCGUACCAGACAUUGAAGAGAUCAAGACCAAGAUUAAAGAGGUAGAUAGUGGGAAAAAGGCGAAGGAUUCCGAGUGGGGACCAAACCUUUUCUUUCGUUUCCCUAAAUAUAAUGGUACUGGUGGCAUUUGGGAGUCAGUUGCAAGACUGCUUCCAAACCACUGGUUUAGAUUUCAUGAGAAAGUAAUUAGUAUCGACGUCGACCGAAAAUUUGUCGUAGUCGAGACUGGAACUGAUAUCAAGAUGCGUUACGCCUUAGAGUACGAUACUCUCAUAUCGACGGUCCCCUUAGACAGUUUUACAUUCUCUUUGAAGAGCAAAGAUAGGUCUUUGAAGGAUAUGAGAGAGCUGGCAUCCCAACUGGUGUACACGCACACUCACAUCGUAGGCGUCGGCCUCACCGGUCAACAACCUAAGUCCCUCGCUGAUAAAUCUUGGGUGUAUUUUCCGGAUUCUGAUUCUCCGUUCUACCGCGUGACUAUGUUCUCCAAUUAUUCAGAUGAUCAUGUACCCAAAGAGGGGCUAUAUUGGUCGCUUAUGUGCGAAAUAGCCGAACCACAGAGAAGUUCCAAUCCUUCGUAUUGGAGUAGAGAAAACUUGAUUAAAGAAUCAAUAGAAGCCUUAGUCUUGUACGGGUUCAUCACUGCUGAUAUGGUAGUCUCCAAGUACUACCAACGCUUCGAGCACGGAUACCCCGUCCCGUCACUUAAAAGGGAUAUCAUACUGAAUGUUAUACAACCUUGGCUGAAAACAAAAGGCAUCUACUCCCGUGGACGGUUCGGAGGUUGGAGAUAUGAGGUUGCAAAUCAAGAUCAUUCCUUCAUGCAAGGGGUCGAGGCUGUGGACAAGAUCCUAAGCGACGUUCCGGAGUUGACUUACCCGGAUCCGAAUCUUGCCAACUCCAAGAAAAACACGGAUCGCACGAUCCCCUUGGAUUACGAAAUCGUCAUCGCUCAUUAUAACGAAGAUCUAGAUUGGCUGAAGCCUUACGCUGACCACACCCUCCUGUAUCAUCAAGGGAAAGACCUGGGGCCGCCAUUCCAGUUCUACUCUUGGGAACGGCUUGAGAAUCUCGGCCGCGAGGCGCAUGCGUACCUGCACCACAUCACCACCUACUACGACCGGCUCGCUGACGUCACUGUCUUUGCCCAGGCAGAUCACAUGUCGGGUCGGUGCUAUGAAACGCCGCUGGAAUACAUAGACUCCGCCAAAAAAGGCGUGCCAUGCAUGAAACUACCUGAGAGGUACAGGGAUUGGGGAAGGGUGAAGUUUGUAGAGGGCUACUUAGAGGCUUACGAGAAGAAAGGUGACCCUAUCCAGAGGGCCACUGCGACCUUUAGACAGGUGUAUGAACAUCUCUAUGGGCACAAAGCACCUCGUAGAGGCAUAUGGUACUGCUGGAACGCCUGCUUCGGGGCUACCAAGCAGCAGAUCCGGAGACACCCGCCAGAAUUCUAUAAGAAAGCUCUGGCUUAUGUCAGUAGAUGUUCUAAUCAAGAGGAGGCACACUACUUAGAGAGACUGUGGUACCACUUCUUUGAAGGGGUUGAUACGAGCUGAAGGAUUUCUUAUCGGAUGCUAAUCAAAUGUACGAGAAUAAAAAGAACUAUUCCUAGUUUCCUGUCCUAUACGAACACAAUUCGUGAACUUGGCGCUGGAGGCUAGAUGUCAGUUACCAUGUGUACGAUUUGAUUUUUUUUAAUGAAAAUGCUAAGAAAAUCUGUAGCCCAUACGUCGUGUGGCACUGUUAUACUGACUCGUAAUUGAGGAAAGAGUUUUUUUAUUUUAGGGCCUACUUGUUAUUAUUUUAUAUUUUUCGGUUGGGGGGGGGGGGGGGAGUCACCGAGUAAGUCCUCGAUUAGAUUUGCUCAUCAUCGUCCUGAUAUAUAGAGGUCGAUGUGUCAGGGUUAAACAAGUGUUAAAGCUAAUGUACAGUAGCAGUAACCUAACUCCACAUGUAAUUAUUUUUAUUGAAAAAAAUACCACGCUGCCUUUGUGGGUUGAACACAUGAAUUGUAUUAUUUACUAAAUUAUGUGUUAUUUUGCACAAUUUCUAAUGAUGCAAUCGAGGAAGCGUAUGCUAAAUAAAGUUGUUUUACAGUCCUGUUUUGCUGAGACUUGACUUUAAAAAACACAUUGGGUAAGCUCUGUAAAUUUCAAAACUAAAUCUCUGUAAUUUGCGCACUAAUUUCUUUGGCUCAAGAUUGACAUCAUCAUUAAAAUGCAAGUUUACUGACAGAAAGUUUACUGCGUACGUUUCCUCGAUUACAUCACACCUACUGUAGGUAUUCCUUCAAUCUCAGGAAAGGACAUACUCCUAUCAAAAGGCCAUAACAGCUGUUCUUUACACUGAACGUAUCAUUUGAUUCGAUUUUCACUAUCCGAGAUCGUACUUCGGUCGAUCUAAAUCAACAUAAUUUAGAAGAUCGGACGGUUGAAUGGACCUUUGUUUUGCUUUUGAUUUAGAUGUAUAAACACUUACAUCAUUGUUUUGUUAUUCUAAAUUAUAAUGAUCAGAAAUACAAACAUAUGAAUGUACCUAUAAGGGCCACUCUUUUUCUUUCCUUCGGUUAGGGUCAGAAAGUGGGUUAUUAAAAUUAUCAUAUUUGUGACCAAAUCCCUGAAAUAUGAGUCCUCAUGACAAUUUUGUUUUCGCUUAUCAGUGUUUUACAAGCCUUCAUUUUGAUAUAUCUCUCCCUUAAAAAUAUUCAGAUAUUUUGUGGAUUAAAAAGUUGAGGCAUUUCUUUUGACUCCAUACGGUUAGAUUCUUUUAAAAGUUAAUUAAUCAAAAGUAGCUUUGGCGACUUGGACUCAUUUUGUUGGGUUGGGUCACAUUUGAUGUUGCCUUUUGGAGUUCAAUUCAAAGAAAAAAGGGAUGCUGUAACAUGAGUGAAGAAUGCUGCAGGGAGAUAAAGUCUCACACUGAA